This is a messenger RNA of Condylostylus longicornis, 6844 nucleotides long. RefSeq lists its product as uncharacterized. The transcript has 10 exons. Gene Ontology annotation, molecular function: cell adhesion molecule binding. NCBI's taxonomy places the organism in Eukaryota, Metazoa, Arthropoda, Insecta, Diptera, Dolichopodidae. Gene Ontology annotation, cellular component: cell-cell junction. Bases 1215 to 5726 code for a protein of 1503 amino acids. The record is from RefSeq and is a predicted model, not a curated record. Gene Ontology annotation, biological process: cell-cell adhesion.
UCGUCACAAGAAAUCAAAACGUGAUAUCAGUACAACAAAAAUAUUCAAAAGAUUCAAAAAUACAACAAAAUAUUGGUCAAAAUGCCCUGGAAUCAGUUGACAAUACAUUUAAUUUUCAUGAUAAACAUAGAACACAAAACAAAAUUGAAAAGGUGAUAAAAACAAAAACAACACCAUCUAUUCCAAGAAAAAUUUCUAAAAAAAAUAAUACUAUUAGUGUAAAAAAUUCAACUUUAUCUAAUCUAGAUAAUACAAAAACAUCUCCUAGUAACGAUAACAUUAGUAAUGUGUUCUUACAUUGUGCCAAUAAUUGUAAAAAUAAGAAAAAUAUAAAACAGAAUAUUUCCACAAAAAAAUUAAAUAAUUUACCGAAAUCAACAAAAUCAACAAAAUCAACAUUACAAAUAACAUCACCAUCAUCAUUACCUUUUCAAAUAUAUGAUAGCCAUACAAAAAAUCAAAAUAUAUCCUUAUUAUCUUCAUCAGUGACAUCAUCUACUCUAGAUUCUGUUGCUAAAUCAUCUAGUAAACAAAAGCAGCAACAACAACAACAACAAAACCACAAUAAUAAACAUAAAAAUUCAAAAAAACAUAAUAAUAAAUUGAAAUAUACUAAUAAUAAUAAACAUCAUCAAAAAGAUGAAAAACAUCAAAAAAAUAAAAAGCAACCUCAACGAAAACAACAUCAGCAACAAAAACAACAACAACAAAUACAACAUCAAAAGCAUAAAAGUCAUCACUUAAAUGUAGAAAAUGAGAAUAGUGGUAAUAAUAGAAAUCAUCAAAAACUAAAGCAACAUUUUAAACAACAACAGCAAAAACGUCGUUAUAAUCGGAAAUUGCAUAAUACCGAAAAUUUAACAACAUCUAAUGUCAUUGCAAGCCAAAAAUAUAAUAGUACAAUACACCAUGUAAGCAUAAUUGAAAAAUUACCUGUAAACCAUAAACGAAAUGUUAAACAACAAAAUAAUCAUAACAAUAACAAUAGCAAGUCAAAUAAUCAUACAAAAUUAUCAUCAUCAUCAUCAUCAUCAUCAGAAAAAUCAUCUUUAACUACUUUACCUGAUAACAAGGUAAAUCAUCAUCAUUCUAGUACAGAAACAGAAAAUAAUAAAAAGAAGAAGAAAAAUAACAAUAAAAAGAGCAACAACAGUAACAAUGGCAACAAUAGUAAAAAUAACAACAAAAAUUUUGUACAAAAUCAUAGCAACAAAAUGAGAUUGCAUGACAUUUCUAUUAGUAACGAUAAAAAUCACAGUAUGAUACAUCAGGAUAUUAAGAAUGCUUCUUCUAAAAGUAAAAAUCAUCAUAAUAACAACAAAAAUAAUUACAGUAAUAAUAAUAAUAAGGUCAAAGUAAAGGUGCAUCAUAAUAAUCAAAAUAAAAAUGAUAAUAAGCAACAUAAAGGUAAAAAUCAUCAACAUCAUUGUAAUCAACAUCAAUUGCAUUCACAGCAAGAGAAUCCUAAUCAAGCUAAGACAACUGUAUUGCCACGUGUUUUAAUAACAAAUUCAACAUUAACAAAACAAACAGUAAAAGCAACAAAAUUAAAUACAAAAAAUAAAAAUAAAAAAGAAAAAGAAGUAAUAAAAUCAAAAGUACCAGAAUUAUUAAUAACAACAGAAAUUGCAAUACCAUCCCAUUUACAAUCAUCAAUAUUAUCAAAUAUAGUUCCAUCAGAUAUACAAAUUUCUAUUGCAAACAAUACUUUAGAUAUAUUUCAAACUUUUGCAACCAAAACAACAAUACCAACAAUAACAGCAACAACAAAUUCAAUUGAAUUUGACCACCAGGAUAAUAUUGAAAAACAUAGAAAACUUUAUGAUGAAAAAAUUACUUCAACUGAUGAAUAUAUUACUGGAACUAUUGGAACAACAACUACAAAUUCAAUACCAAUAGUAAAUACAAAUGUUGAAAAAACUUUACUUAAAACUGAUAUAGAAAAGGUUGAUGAGGAAGUAAAAAAUUUUAGUAAGUUAGAAGAAUACAAAAAUAAUACAAUUAUAACUGCAAGGAGACAUGUCAAUUCAUCUCUAGAUGCACAACAAAAUGACAAAAAUAAAAAUCAACAAUUUGCAAUGAUAUCAAAUGAAAAAUAUGAUGAUAUUGAUGUUGUUAAAACUGAAAAUUAUGAUGAUGAUGAUGUUGAUACAAGAAAAUCAUCAUCAUUACCAAUAAUUGAUAAAAAUAAUAAUGAUGAUAACAAUAGUGUUAAUAUAACAAGAUAUCCAAUUAGUAGAACAGAUUAUAUGCAUCAAGUUCAAAGCACUACAGAAAAUAUGCACGUUAAAGAUGGAAAGAUCGAAGAUUUUAAUGAUAAAGAUAAUAAAAUUAAUAAAAUGAAUCAAAAACAAUUUGAAUUAUUGAAAAAUCAACAAAAGUUGUCUGAGAAUAAUGAUGAUGAUAAAGAUGAACAAACUUUAAAUAAAUUGAAAAAAAUUGAUUUAUCAGUUGGUCUAAUGAUUGAUUUAUCAAUUUUAACGCCAACAACAACUUCAAUACCAGAUACUCUAAUAAAUGUAACAACAAUAGCGAAAGAAAAUAAUUUGAAAAAUAAACGUUUUAAACGGAAUAUUGAAGAAAAAUAUGAUAAUAUAACAGAUAUUACUAUAAAUAUUGAUAAUGUUGAUAGUUAUAAUGAUGAUGAUACUAAUGGUAGUAAUAUUAUAAUGCCAAAUAUAACAACUAUAAGUUCAAGUGAUAUUAAUACAAGUGAUAUUAGUUAUAAUAAUUCACUCAUAAAAGAAUCUAUAAAUUCUAAUAUUGAUUCCUAUUCUUCUUCCUCCUCCUAUUCUUUAUUACCACACUCUUCUUCCAAUCUAUAUUUAAAUAAUUCAUCUAUAUCGAUUUCAUUACCAACAAUUUCUUCUUCUGAUUUGUCAUCAUAUUUUUCAAUUAAUUCAUCAAUUCCAACAAAUAUAACAAGUCAAAUUUUAAAAGGAACUACAAGAUAUAAUGAAAUUGAAAUGAUUUCUUCUGUCACUACUGCUACUACUUCUAAUACUAUUACUACUGCUACUACUACUACUACUAAUGAUAAUUCUAAUAAAAAAAUUAAAAACAAUAAAACUAAAAUUACUAAAAAUGAAGAUAUUUUACCAUCUUCUAUUCAAAAUAGUCAAAAUAGUUAUAUUAUAAAAAAAAAUAAUAGUUAUAAUGAUAGUAGUAGUAAUAGUAAAAAUUUUAAUAUAAAUAAUAAAAAUAUCCUGCCCUCACCACCGUUAAUACACAAACAGCAAACGGAUGUGUCAAAUAUAAAUUCUAGUUUAGAUAUGAAUAAUAUUAAUAAUAGUAAUAAUGAAGAUAAUAAUAAAGAUAAUUAUAAUUAUAAUAAUUAUAAUAUUAAUUAUAAGUUAAAUAGUUUUAAUCAAAAACAAACAAAUGUUAAUAAUAAAUUAAAUAAUAAAAAUAUUAAUGAAGAGUUUAGUCAUUCAAAUAAUUAUAAUGAUAAUAUUAAUAAUAAAAAUAAAAAUUUAUUAAAUAAAAAAAUUUUAAAUAAUAAUAAUAAUGAAGGUAAUAAAAAUAAUAAUAAUAAUAAUAAUAUUAAUAGUAAAAAUAUUAUUAAUAAUGAUAAUAAUAAUAACAAUAAAUUAGUAAUUAAAAAAUUAAUUAGUCCAAAACGUAAGAAAAUUCAUGAACCAAUUGUUAUUAUCGAUGAUAAUGGUGAAGAAUUUGAUAGCGGUAUUAGUUCCGUUAUAUCUGAUAGUGAUAGUAAUAGUUUUAUAAAUAAUAAUAAUGAUAAUUUAAAAAUAAAUAAAUUUAGUAAUAAUAAAAUAAAAUAUAAUAAUAAAAAUGGUGGGGGUGAUGGUAAUAAUAAUUAUAAUAACAAAAAUAAUAACAACAAUGGUGAUAUAGAAAAUCCUGAUUAUCAGCAUGAUGAACCAUUAGUAUUACCAUUACGUCCAAUAAUGCAUGAUGAAGAAAUGUCUGUUGUUUAUGCCGAUCAGCAUAGUGAAGUUAAAUUGGCAUGUGAAGUUGAUAUGGAUAUUAAGAGUAAUAAAUGGUAUAGAAAUGGACAGCAAAUUUCCGUCAUGGAUCGAACUAGUAGAGUUACUGAUUAUCGUUUCAUAAGGGAAUCAAAUGGUGUUUUAACCAUAAAUAAUGUAAUGUUGGAAGAUAAUGGUAAAUGGGAAUGUGAAGCAUGGAAUGAUCGAAAUUUAAAAGAAAAUGCACGUCCCGUUAAAUUAGUAGUAUUAGACCGUCCAAAACCUCCCUACUUGUUAAUAGAUUCACGUCGUUUAGAUGCUGGGAAUAUUUUUGUACCUGUUAAAGAAAAUUCCGAAUUAAGUUUAGCAUGUGUAAGUGAAGGUGGUAAUCCAAAACCAACAUUAACAUGGGAAGUUUUAUUAAGUCCUGGUGUUGAUAGACAUGCACAAAAAGUUGCCGCUGAGGUAUUAGAACUAGAGGAAAUCAAAUUAGAUAAGGAUGCAGAACCAUACAAAAUGAAUAGCGGGGCAAAAAGUGAAGCAAGAUUACCAGCAGUUUAUAGAGCACAUCAUAAUGCCAGAAUAUUAUGUGUUAUGGAACAUCCAACAUUGAAAAGUCGAUUAAAUGCAUCAAUUCUAUUAGAUGUUCAAUAUACACCAUCAUUUGCAAUAUCAAGGACACCAGGUUUUGGUUAUCCAUUACGUGAAGGUAUGGAAGUUUCUUUAAAAUGUGAUGUCGAUUCAAAUCCGGCUAGUACACCAAGAUGGCAAAAGGAUGAUGGUGAUCCACCGGUACCACAAUCUGGUGAUGGUUUUCUUAAUUUUACAUCAAUAAGAAGAGAACAUUCCGGUUGGUAUAAGUGCACUUCAAGGCAUUUGAAUUUUCAAUAUUCAAGUAUUGGUUAUUAUCUAAGUGUCAGAUAUGAUUCUGUUGAUGUUACUUCUGAACCAGAUGAUCAAGAAGUUUCUGUAGCAGCGUCACAUAAUCCUAACAAAGGUCAAUUGGAAGUCCAAUUGGGUGGUGCAGUAACACUGCAAUGCCCUCAAGGUUCCUUAGGUUGCUGGUCACAUUUGGAUCCAGUAACCGCUAGGUUACGAGGUUUAGGUAAUGGUUUAUCAACACCAACUGGACAAUUUUCAUUAAAGGAUGUUGUAUAUCAGGAUGCUGGAACAUAUAAAUGUAUCGGUCAAUCGACAACAAAUAAAAAGAAAUUAGAAGUUUUACAAACAGUUGGUUUAACAGUAAAAGGUCAUCCAACAGUUGUUGCAAGAGAUGCAAAUCCAAUUGCAUAUCCUGGUUCACCAUUACAUUUAUCAGUUGAAUUUUGUGCAAAUCCUCCAGCUCAUGCUGCACGUUGGUUACAUGAUGAUCGUGUUUAUACACCUGGAAAUCAAUAUGGACAGUCUGUAUUAGCUUAUGGUGUAACGGAUCUACCAACACCAUUCUGUAAAGAAGCUCGUCUUACUUAUAUUGCUAUGCAUGAAAAAGUUAAACGUACUUUCUAUUUUAUUGUAUCAUCUCCUGGUGGUGUUGCUGAAGCUAUUUUUAAAGUUAACUUUACAUUACGUUAUCGUCAGAUGUCAAAUGCAAUUGACGAUGAAGAAGAAGAAUUAAGUGAACCCGAAGAAAUUCAUUUCCCUGUAUUCGGUAGUUCAUCAAAUAAUUUGGUUUCGACGAUGUUCGAUAGCUUAAAUAGCCUACAUCGCAAUAAUUUUAGAAUAAAUUUAACUUCUAUAUUUAAAUUAAUCCUUCAACUAUGUAUAAUAUUAUUAUGUAUUUCAAUGGAUGUUUUUCUGUAGAAACUAUUUAUAUAUUAUAUAUUAUUAUAUACAACCACUUAUAUACUAUUAAAUUAACUAUUUAUAAUUAUUGUAUUAAUAGAAAACAAAACAUACAAAAAAAACAAAAACAAACACACAAAAACAAAAAUUUAACUAUGCUACUAAUUAAUAAAAAAAAAACAAAUUAGAGAAAAAAUAAUUUAAUACAAAAAUAAAAAUGAGUCAGUGAAAAAAAGCCUAAUUAAAUAAUGUAAAAAAAAAAUUAUAUGCUUUGAAUUUUCUGUGUAAAGAAAAAUUCUUAAAAUUAGAAAGAAUUUUAAACUUUAUAGAAAAAUAUUGCGCUCUAAAAAUGUUGUUGCAAAAAUUACGUAAGACGAAUAAUGAUUAUUAGGAAUUUUUGAUUUCAAAAUAAUUAAAUAAUUUAAGAUUCUAAGAACAAAUUUAUAAAAAUUGGACUUGUGUUUAAUUAUGUUCGUGUAAGUGUUACUAUUAACAUUUUCAUGGCUUUAACAAAUAACAAACAAGUAUUAUUUAAAAAUUAUUCAAAUAACCCUAUAGUUCUAUUAGAAACUUAUCUCGAAAGUGCUCGCAAAGUUUUAAUAAUUUAUUUCCAAAAUAAGGUUUUGUUCACAUAAAUGUUCCAAAUUAUAUUCAACAAAUCCUCCGGCAAUGAAAAUUAUCUUCAUGUUUUUGAACAACUUAAUACUUAGUCAAUAGAUGCCAUGAAUGUUUUGUGUGCGCUCUAUUGAAUAAUAAAUUUUUAAAAUAGCAGAAUUAAGUAAUAUUCACGAGGAAUAAGUUCGCAUGUGGUCUAAGGUGGGUACUCUAUUUGAAGCUAUAUUACUUACAAAUUUAAUCACUGUGGGCAAUAAAUUAACAGGAAGUACAUAACAUUGCUUUGUUCCUCAUCUUGCUGUAUAUCACUUCAAUACUUCGAUUAUUCUAAAUAACUUGCUAUUAAAAGAAUUAAAAAUUUCAUUUGUUUUUUAUUAUUAAAAUAAAAUUUAUUAUCUGACUUGUUUGAUCACAAACAACUUUAACUAUCGAUUGAGUCUACAUUUUUUGGUCUUAAUCAUCGUCUUGAUCAUCUUAACAAAGUCCAACUUUUAUAUAAAUUUUUCAGAUCGUCUUAUGUU